Molecule: messenger RNA, 1326 nt
Organism: Juglans microcarpa x Juglans regia
Lineage: Eukaryota; Viridiplantae; Streptophyta; Magnoliopsida; Fagales; Juglandaceae
Product: 3-oxoacyl-[acyl-carrier-protein] reductase 4-like
Exons: 11
Coding region: 5-1060 (351 amino acids)
Biological process (GO): fatty acid biosynthetic process
Molecular function (GO): 3-oxoacyl-[acyl-carrier-protein] reductase (NADPH) activity; NAD binding
Source: RefSeq, a predicted model, not a curated record
AUGUAUGGUAAAACUUUUGAGAUUAGGUUUUAGAAAAUACGAGAAAAAAAAAUUCCUGACUACUUGUUCUUCGGCCCCGCUCGUUCUCAGAUUCUCAAUGGCCGCCGCCGCUAUUGCCUUCAGCUCUACUGGAGCCCCGGCGAAGCUCUCCCAAUUCUCUCGCCUCCGCCCUCCGAUCUUCGCCUCACUUCGACUGCCUCCACUCUCCUCCCAUUUCGGAUUCGGAACCUCCUCUUCCUCCGAUUGUGCGAGUUGCUGUGCAGGCUUGAGAGCUCAGGUUGCAGCAGUUGAGCAACCGAGUGUAGGUGUUGCUCAGAAUGUGGAAGCUCCGGUGGUUGUUGUCACUGGGGCUUCUAGAGGCAUCGGAAAGGCCAUUGCCUUAAAUCUCGGAAAAGCUGGUUGUAAGGUCUUAGUAAACUAUGCAAGGUCGUCAAAGGAAGCUGAAGAAGUUUCCAAGGAGAUUGAGGCAUGUGGCGGCCAAGCUCUUACCUAUGGGGGUGACGUUUCAAAAGAAGGUGACGUAGAAUUGAUGAUUAAAACUGUAGUUGACGCAUGGGGAACUAUAGAUGUCUUGAUAAAUAAUGCAGGAAUAACUCGAGAUGGGUUAUUGAUGAGAAUGAAAAAAUCACAAUGGCAGGAGGUUGUUGAUCUAAAUCUUACUGGCGUAUUUCUCUGCACACAGGCUGCAGCCAAAAUUAUGAUGAAAAAGAGAAAGGGAAGAAUAAUCAAUAUAGCAUCUGUUGUUGGUCUGGUUGGCAAUGCUGGACAAGCAAACUACAGUGCUGCAAAAGCCGGGGUAAUUGGAUUUACAAAGAGUGUUGCAAAGGAAUAUGCAAGCAGGAAUAUUAAUGUUAAUGCCGUGGCUCCUGGGUUUAUUGCCUCUGAUAUGACUGGCAAGCUUGGAGAAGACAUAGAGAAGAAAAUCUUGCAGACUAUCCCAUUAGGGCGGUAUGGCCAACCUGAAGAAGUCGCAGGAAUGGUUGAAUUCUUGGCGCUUAAUCCAGCUGCCAGUUACAUUACUGGGCAGGUCUUCACCAUUGAUGGAGGAAUGGUGAUGUAGAUGGCCUGGCCCCAAAAUCUUGCCAGCUUCUUCUUAGAGUUUGACAGAAAAAUAACGCCUUUAGUUAAAUUUCAUUCCAUGUAUUUAGCUUGAAGCUGUAAUUGAGUUGCAGAAAAUAGGAGGAUUUUCUUCUGUUCUUUUUUUUUUUUUUGGCCUAAGAGUAAUGAUAUACAUACAUUUUUCUUUAGUCUUUUUACAACUAUAUUUUAGAUUGAGGAUGGUUAUGUAUAAUUUGAAAUCUAAAUAAAAAAUACUUAUUUAUUUUU